Messenger RNA from Aspergillus aculeatinus CBS 121060, 1560 nucleotides. Its product is annotated as amino acid transporter. The record is from RefSeq and is a predicted model, not a curated record. Gene Ontology annotation, molecular function: transmembrane transporter activity. Gene Ontology annotation, cellular component: membrane. The coding region runs from base 1 to 1560 and encodes 519 amino acids. NCBI's taxonomy places the organism in Eukaryota, Fungi, Ascomycota, Eurotiomycetes, Eurotiales, Aspergillaceae. The transcript is spliced from 7 exons. Gene Ontology annotation, biological process: transmembrane transport.
AUGAACACGAAAGUCACCCAGAAAAUAGCACAUGCAGCGCUCGCUGAAGGAGACAACGUGGUUGAUCCUGGAGAGUUACUGGAUAUCCCCAAUGUGCACUUCUUCGGGGCUGAAUACGAACCUGAGCUACACCGCAAUCGAUCUCUUCGGACCUUACUGUUUCAGUCGUUGGCCAUAUCCGCUAUUCCGGUUGGAUUCGGCUCGCCAUUGAUCAGUGCUAUUUAUGGUGGAGGUCAGCUUCCGAUGUUUCUGGGAUGGGUCGUGGUGGCCCUUGGUCAGCAAUGCGUUGCUAUUUCGCUUGCUGAGCUUAUUUCGCGAUUCCCAGUUUCUGGAGGCCCCUACUUCUGGUCUUUCCAGCUGGCGAGCCUCAAGAGAAGAAAGGCAGUGGCAUUUUCCACUGGGUGGAUAUGGCUCACUGGUAACUGGACCAUCACUCUGGCAGUCAACUUCGGAUUUGCACAAUUAGUCUCCGCGGCCGGCAGUCUUUACAGAUCGGGCUUUCUUAGUGAGCCCUGGCAGCUACUCUUAGUCUUCUACGGCAUCUGUCUCACAACCUUUCUCGUGUGCUCAUUCGGAAACCGCUACUUGCCAAUAAUUGAUACUAUCUGUGCGGUCUUUACUGUCGUCGCUAUCUUGGUCACACUUAUAUGCCUGUCAAUAAAAGCUAAAGCUGGAAGACAUUCAGUCGCCGACACCUUGGGGCACUAUGACAGCACUUUGAGCGGCUGGGGAGACUUUUCCUUCUGGAUCGGGACUCUUCCGUCAGCUUACGCGCUUUGUACAACAGGAAUGAUCUCCUCUAUGGCUGAGGAGUGUGAUGAUCCCCAAGUCAAAUUGCCCAGAGCUUUGUGUCUGUCAAUACCUGUCGGGGGCCUUGCUGGUCUCUUCUACAUACUCCCAAUCUGUGCGACCUUGCCACCUUUGAACGAUAUAAUUGCCGGUGGCGAUGGUCAAGCUCUCCCAUAUAUCUUCGGUGUUGUUAUGGGUUCUGCAGGAGGUGGACUGGCCCUGACAACAUUUCUACUCUGCAUCUGUUGCUUCUGCAGUGUCAGUAUCACUGUCGCUGCGAGUCGAUGUACUUGGGCUUUUGCACGAGACCAAGGAAUCCCACUUUCAAGAUUAUGGGCAAAGGUCGACAAAAGGCUUGAUGCACCAGUCUUCGCCAUCGCGCUCACCACCUUCGUCGAGAUGCUCUUGGGACUCAUUAAUUUAGGUAACUCCUCGGCCUUUUUGUCAUUUGUAUCUGUCGGAGUUAUUUCCCUGGCAGUGUCUUAUGCGAUUCCAAUUGCAUUGUCUCUUUACUACAAGCGAUCCGAGGUCAACGCCGCUCCUUGGACAUGUCGAAAGCACUGUGGAACAUUGAUCAAUAUUAUUGCUCUCGCUUGGAUCGCUUUCCAGGUGGUACUCUUCAGUAUGCCGACAGUGUUGCCUGCGUCCGCUGGAAGCAUGAACUACGCAAUCGUGGUGUUCGCUGGUCUCACGGCUGCAAGUACAUUUUACUAUAGCUUCUAUGCCAGGAAACACUAUACCGGCCCUCAGGUAUUGCCUGCCUGCACUUAA